Rubroshorea leprosula is the source of this 4384-nucleotide messenger RNA. NCBI's taxonomy places the organism in Eukaryota, Viridiplantae, Streptophyta, Magnoliopsida, Malvales, Dipterocarpaceae. The record is from the annotation of a GenBank genome assembly.
UUAAUGUGAUACGUGAUUAUUAAGUAACUAUUUUUUAUUGUUAAGUAAUUAUUUUUUAUCAUUAAAUAAUAGACACAUUAAUUAUUUUUUUAAUGGAAGGAUUAACUUGAGACUAUAUCAAAACCAAAAACUUGAAUGGUAGACGCGAGAAUGAGAGGGAGAGUGAGAGAUAGGCAGACGGAUAAACAGAGAACUAAGGUUCGACAGACGGCACAGAGUUGGGAGUUUGUUGGCAAACAGAGAUCAGUGGAAAGGCAGAAUGGUAUAGGAACGAAAGGGAAGAGCCAGAGGGAGUUUGUUCCUUGGGGAUAUGACAGGAGCAUAUACAACCAGGCAGUGGCGUACUUUUUCACCAAUUUUCCUGAGGAUUGGAGCCAUGCAGAAAUGUGGGGAACCUUCAAGAAAUUCGGCAGGGUCCUUGCAAUCUAUAGUCCACCAAGGAAGGACAGAUCUGGGAAGCGCUUUGGGUUUGUGCGUUUCCUGGAUGUCAGAAAUGAAUGGGAAUUGGAAAGACAUCUGGACCAAAUAAGGAUCGGCAAAUACAAGCUGUGGGUGAACAAGGCAAAAUUUAGUAGGGAAGACUCCAUGAAGAAGCAAUUGUCGAGAGAAGACAUAGGGGUUGAUAAGUCAAGAAAGGCAUCUUAUGCUGAAGCAUCUUAUGCUGAAGUACUGAAAGGAGCAACAGGAACUGGGGCAGAUCUAGAACAGAGACAAACUUCCAGGCUCGGGUUAGGAAAGGAGCAGGUUUGGCAAGUAAGAAAUAAGGAAGAAGGUUCUGGGUUGGUUUUCAACACUAAGAAGGAAGAUCAAACUUGGCUCGAAGGUUGCUAUAUUGGCACAACAUAUUCAGUAGAGGCAAUACGGAACUUGCAGGAAAAGUUCUAUAUGGAAGGGCUCUUGGACUGCAAAUAUAAAGAGGAGUUGAAGGAUGUUGUAGAGUUGGGCAAAGAUUGGCUAAGUCAGUGGUUUCAGGAGGUCAGACCAUGGUCACCGAAUAUAAUCGCAAGCGAAAGAUUCCUCAUUUCAACAUCUGCAAUGGAGUUUAUUUCAAAGAAACUCCAAAUAGAGGUGGAUGGCAGGCCAGUGAAUUUGAAGAUAAUUGAAGAAGAAUCAGCAAAUGGCAUUUUCAAUAUGAAAACAGACUUCAAACCGUGCUUUGCAUCAAACUUUGAAGAGGAAGAUGAUGAAUCAUGGUCUAUGGGAUAUGCAGAUGAGGAAGCCAUGGCAGAUGAACCAGAUGAAGUAAAGCAAAUUGUCUUCUCAAGUGACAGUACUCACAAGAAAGAUGAUGACGUGGCAGCAAAAGAUGCAGUGGUGGAUGAAUCAUCAGUAAAUCUUCUUGUCCAUAUGAAUGUUGUGUGUCAGGCUUUUGAAUCAAACUUUGGGGGUACAAAAGAAAGUACCUACCAGCCACCUAGAAGCAUGGGAAAUGAACCAGGAGCAGGGGGGAUUGUAGCUGACAGCUUGUUGGAGACGCAAGUGAUGACUUGCAGGGGCGGGAGAAAGGAUUUAAAAGGGGGACUUUGUGUUGAAAAUGGGCAUGAGAAGUUAAGUAUUCAAAAUGGGCUGGAUGAGGAAAGCCUUGCACCUCUUUACAAUUCAAACAGGCCCACAGAAAAUAUAAAUCCAAGAUUUGAUGGAGGCACUUGUGAAGUCGGUGAGGAAGCCCACUCUAUUGAGAACCAGGCCAAGAUGGAUAAAAAGGAAGACUCUGGAAGAGGACAAAGAGGAACGUUGAACAGAGAAUCGCCUUUCAAAUCUGAUGGAGGAGUGGAAAGAGAUUCAGAAAAAUCCUUUUGGGAAGGACUUGAAAGUGAUUCAGGAAGGCUUGAAGAAUGGAUGGGAAGGGGAAAGAGUUGUGGUCUGAAGAAAAGAAAGGGUAGAAAGGCUCGAUCUUGUGCAUAUGUGUAUAUAAGUGCCCCUAUUAUUCUCCGACAUGCAGCGCGAAAUGGAGGGAGGAAGAAACAGCACAAAAAGCCAGGUUUGGAAGAUAAAAUUCCAAUUUUUUUGGGCAAAGACAACAAGGUGGCAGGGGAAUCAAUUGGAGAUAGUGAAAUAGCAAAUUGCAACAGAGACAGAUUGAAGCAAGCGGAAUUGGGUGGGGCAGCGAAAAUAUGGAAUUUAGCCAAGAAAAUUGGGGUGGUGGCUAUGGGCAACGAGGGUGAGGUUCUGCAACAGCUGGAAGAGAUGGAACAAAGGGACAAGAAAGGAUGGAAAAUAGAGGCAAAUAUGCAUGCAGUUAGCGGGAGGGAAGAUGGGAAGAAGAGGGAAUUGAGGGAAUUGUUAAUAAAAGAGAAAGUGGAGUUUGUGGCAAUUCAAGAAUCAAAACUUGAGCAUGUAGAUAAAAAGCUAUGUCGAAGCAUUUGGGGUUUUGAGAACAUGGAUUGGAUUGCAAAACAAGCAGAAGGACAAUCUGGUGGGCUUAUAAGCAUUUGGAAUUCUGAUGUCUUUAGGAAGCAUAAGAAUUUUGAAGGUGACGGUUAUAUUGCGGUAUUUGGGUUUUGGGGGCUUGAAGGGACACCUGUGAAUAUUGUGAAUGUUUAUGCACCAUGUGAGAUGCAAGGCAAAAGGAGGUUAUGGGAAGAUUUGAAAAGGCUGAUCCAUGAACAAAAGGGCAACUUGUGUGUUAUGGGAGAUUUUAAUGCAAUCAAGUGCAAGGAAGAAUUUGCUGGAAGCAGGAGACAACAGUGUGAACUAAAGGAAUUUGAUGAAUUCAUACUAGAAACUGAGUUGCAAGAUCUGCCACUAAUAAGGAGGAAGUUCACUUGCUAUCACUCAAAUAGAAAUUCUAUGAGCAGAUUAGACAGAUUUCUCUUAAGUGAGGAAUGGCUGUUGAAUUGGGGGGAAGUUAAACAAUGGGGGUUAAAAAGAUCAAUCUCAGACCAUUGUCCUAUUCUGUUGAAAGAUGAAAAGAUUGAUUGGGGACCAAAACCAUUCAAAGUAUUUGAUGCCUGGUUUGAUCAACCUGAUUUCCAAGAGUCUAUAACUACAACAUGGAGGACAUUCUUAAUAGUUCAAGGAAGGAGAAGCUUUAUUUUGAAAGAAAAACUCAAGAAGUUAAAAGCUUUUUUGAAGAACCAAAGCAAGAAUAUCAUGCUAGAAGUAGAUAACAGAAUCAAUCUUGCCAAGGAUAUAAGGAAGAUAGACUUGAUUGGUGAAUCACAGCAACUAUCUGAGAUAGAGAAGGAUAUCAGGAAGAACAACCAGUUAGAACUCUGGAACAGUUUGAAGACCAAAGAGAGGAUGUGGAGACAAAAAGCUAGAAAAGAGUGGAUUAAAGAUGGAGAUGAAAACACACGCUUCUUUCACAAAUGCGGAAAAGGAAGGUGGAGGAGAAAUGAGAUCAACAGUAUAUGGAUUGAUGACAACAAUUUCCAAGGAGUUGACAAGAUUAAAGAAGAAAUAGCUACACACUUUGAGAAGAUGUUCAUGGAGGAAGAUUGGGUAAGACUGACUCUACAAGGCUUGCAUUUCAAACAACUAUCAGUAGAACAAAAUGAGGCAUUGACAGCUCAGUUUGAGGAGGAAGAGGUCAGAAGGGUUAUUUGGGAGUGUGAUAGCUCCAAAGCACCAGGCUCAGAUGGCUUUAACUUCAAUUUCAUCAAGAGGAUGUGGGAUGUGAUGAAAGAGGAUAUUUUAGGCUUCGUCCAUGAAUUCCAUGAAUUUGGGAAGCUGAACAAAGGGCUAAACACUUCUUUUUUAGUACUCAUCCCAAAGACAGAAAACCCCCAAAAAAUUGAUGAAUUCAGGCCAAUCUCAUUAAUCCACUCUAUGUAUAAAAUAAUUGCCAAGUUACUAGCAAAUAGACUUCGGCAAGUAAUGGAUGGCUUGAUAGGAGAACAGCAGAUGGCUUUUUUAAGUGGAAGACAACUGAGCGAGGGUGUGGUGAUUGCCAAUGAGGUUUUGGAUGAAGCAAAAAGGAAGAAACUGAAGACCUUUGCUUUUAAAGUAGAUUUUGAAAAAGCUUACGACAAGGUUUCAUGGAACUUUUUAGAAUUCAUGAUGAUGAGUAUGGGGUUUCAUGAACAGUGGAGAAGGUGGAUUAUGGAGUGUCUUCAAUCAAGCUCAGUGUCAGUACUAGCAAAUGGAAGUGCUACAAGGCAGUUUCAAGUUCAACGGGGGCUCAGACAGGGAGAUCCACUUUCCCUGUUUAUAUUCCUAAUCGUGGCAGAAGGUUUGAAUGGCUUAAUUUAGUCGGCUGUUUCUCAGCAAUUGUUCAAAGGGGUGAAGGUCGGGAGCAAUGAUUUUACCAUUUCCCAUCUACAGUUUGCCGAUGAUAUGAUCCUCUUUGGUCACGCAACAGAAGAAAAUGUGUGGGUUGCUAAAAGCAUCAUGAGAGCAUUUGAGUUCGUCUCUGGCUUAAAGAUAAAUUUCAGAAAGAGCA